Colletotrichum aenigma is the source of this 1092-nucleotide messenger RNA. RefSeq lists its product as uncharacterized. Gene Ontology annotation, biological process: positive regulation of transcription by RNA polymerase II. The record is from RefSeq and is a predicted model, not a curated record. Gene Ontology annotation, molecular function: DNA-binding transcription factor activity; transcription cis-regulatory region binding. Gene Ontology annotation, cellular component: nucleus. The transcript has 2 exons. Bases 1 to 1092 code for a protein of 363 amino acids. NCBI's taxonomy places the organism in Eukaryota, Fungi, Ascomycota, Sordariomycetes, Glomerellales, Glomerellaceae.
AUGGCCGUUUGCCAAGGCAACAGGAACCCAUUUCUGGCAGAGCUCGUCCCCAUGGCCAUGUCGAACGAUCUAAUUCUGCAUGCCUUGCUGGCACUGAGUGGUGUUCACCAAGCAGAUCUCGCUGGACUUCCAGUUGACCAAUUGACAUGGGUACAUUACGGCCAGGCGAUUCAGGGCCAGAAAUUUGGGCUGACUUUGAUGGCUCAGGGGGACAAAGAGCCUCUUGUGCCGCUGUUGGUGACCGCCAUCAUUCUAUGUGCUACCGAGACAUUCAGACUCAACGCAGGAGCUCAAGCCUUGUCUCAUCUGAAAGCCGUUCGCGUACUUCUUCAUGAGGCAUCAAGCCUAUUCAACUCUCAGCUCGGGCCUGAUACUCGAGCCUUCCUCAAAGAAAGAUACGCCUACAUCAUGACUCUUGCCCACAUCAGUAUGGGACAGGAAUCAGACCUGUGGGUGCAGGAAGACAUUGCGCACCUUUUCCCUACGUCCAGAGCCGAGCCAGAAAGUCAUUUUACGUCUGGCUGUGUGCACGAACUUUUUGGCCUCGUUCCUACGGUGUCAGUGGUUGCUCGAAGAACACGAGACGAACUUCGGCGAGGGAUAGGUUUGGGUGAAGCCGUGAUCGAGUGCUGGAGGCUACGUUCAAUCAUACUGUUGUGGCAGCCUCGCUCGAAUGACGAGGUUUACAGGUUAUGUGGACAACUGUAUCAACAGACCUUGCUGGUGUACUUGGAGUCUGCCCUGGACAGUGAUACAGGCUGUCUGGCAAGUCAGGGGUCUGAUUUGAGCUUGACGGAGAAGACUCUGGACGAUUUUAUCCAUUUUCUGAAGAUGGUCCCCACUGACUCUCCCAUCUCGACCAGUAUGUGCUGGCCACUGGCCAUCUUUGGAUCAUGUGCCAAAUCUACAGAGCAUAGGAAUUUCAUCAGCAGACGGCUAGAGGAGCUGUCGUUGAUGUAUGCAACGCAAAGCGUUCGAGACACUCAGCGACUAUUGGAGAUUAUCUGGGAGCAAAAGGACCCUGAUAUGGCAAGCCCACUUUGUUUUGCAGACUUUAUGAAGAAGGAGGGUAAGACGGUACUGUUCUUCUAA